Kuraishia capsulata CBS 1993 is the source of this 633-nucleotide messenger RNA. RefSeq lists its product as uncharacterized. The record is from RefSeq and is a predicted model, not a curated record. Gene Ontology annotation, molecular function: GTPase activity; GTP binding. Lineage: Eukaryota; Fungi; Ascomycota; Pichiomycetes; Pichiales; Pichiaceae. The coding region runs from base 1 to 633 and encodes 210 amino acids. The transcript has a single exon.
AUGGAUUCAGUGAACACCAGGGUUAUCAAAGUGGUGCUUUUAGGCGAUGCGGCAGUGGGAAAAACAUCACUUCGGAGCCAGUUCAUUAAGCAUGUCUUUUCGAGUGCCUACAAGACCACCUUGGGUGGGGAUUAUCUUACAUCAAGAGUGAACUUGCCUGAUAACUCUCAGGUUUCGUUGCAGAUAUGGGAUACAGCUGGACAGGAAAGAUUCAAUUCGAUAAGCCAAGCGUUCUAUCGUGGUACGGACAUAGCCAUCAUCAUAUAUGACAUCACCAACGCAGAGAGUUUCCACCAUUUGAGCAGAUGGUUGGGGCUGUUUUUAGACCAUUGCAACGUCUCGAACCCUUCAAUAAUGAUUGUUGGAAAUAAGGUCGAUAAAGACACAAUACGACAGAUAUCCUUGAGGCAGGCACGGGAGUUUGCGAACAUGAUGAAUCCAGGGUUGAUCCAGGAUGUUGAGUUGGACGUUUUGGAGACAAGUGCAAAGGUGUUCGGAGAGACAUCCAAGCUUUUUGUUAGAGCAGCAGAAUUGGGGCUGAAGAAAUUGGAAGAGAACCAACCAGUUUUGAACUUUGAUAGUAUAGAUGUUGCCCAUCCCAUUGAGAAUAGAGCUGAAUAUCGGUGUUGUUGA